This is a messenger RNA of Fusarium musae, 891 nucleotides long. RefSeq lists its product as uncharacterized. The transcript has 3 exons. The coding region runs from base 1 to 891 and encodes 296 amino acids. NCBI's taxonomy places the organism in Eukaryota, Fungi, Ascomycota, Sordariomycetes, Hypocreales, Nectriaceae. The record is from RefSeq and is a predicted model, not a curated record.
AUGUCCCCUUCAGGCCCUUUCCAAGUCACUGUUCAUCCCUUCGAGUCUAAGUGUCGAAGCUCGGCCGCCUAUGAAAUUGGUCUCACUUCAGCUCCCAACGCCAUUGUCUUCAUCGGUGGGCUUACAGAUGGACCUCACACUGUUCCUUAUACCCGGCUUCUAGCCCAGCGUCUGGAGGAAGCAAAGGAUUUGGGCUUCUCUGUUAUCGAGUUCCGCAUGAGGAGCUCUUUCUCGGGUUUUGGCACCUCGAGCCUCCCCAACGACGUUGAAGAUAUUUCUGCUUUGGUCAAGUAUCUACGAGGAAUCGGCAAGGAAAAGAUCGUCCUAUUUGGUUCCUCGACUGGCUGCCAGGACUGCAUCGAGUAUGCCAACUAUGCCAAGCACAACAACGAACCUGUCGAUGGCUUCGUUAUGCAAGGUCCGGUAUCGGAUCGUGAGACGCUUGAUUUGAUCUUCCCGGACCCUCAGCCGAGUCUUGAUCUCGCCGCAAAGAUGAUUUCUGAGGGUAAAGGCGGUGAUUGUAUGCCUUUUGACAUGAUUCCGGCUGUUCUGGGAGCUCCCAUUUCGGCGUAUCGGUUCCAGUCCUUGGCGAGCAAAGGCGGCGACGAUGACUACUUUUCAUCAGACUUGCCCGAUGAUGUCGUUGAAAGGAACUGGUCUCGGUUCAACAAGCCAGUGCUGGUUCUCCAUUCUGCUGAGGACGAGUUCGUCCCAGAGCGCAUCGACCAGGCUGCGAGCAACAAAAAGUAUAAGGCGUUGAACCCGGCCGUCAGUCGGUUAUCGGGGCUGAUUCCUGGCGCAAGCCACACCGUUGAUCAACCCCCAGCGCAGGAGUGGCUUUCCAAGACGGUUAUCGAGUGGUUGAAAACCGAAGUCACUUCUUGUGCUUGA